Tripterygium wilfordii is the source of this 666-nucleotide messenger RNA. RefSeq names its product cx9C motif-containing protein 4. The record is from RefSeq and is a predicted model, not a curated record. Bases 71 to 262 code for a protein of 63 amino acids. The transcript has 2 exons. Lineage: Eukaryota; Viridiplantae; Streptophyta; Magnoliopsida; Celastrales; Celastraceae.
CGGUUGGGGUGCUAUUUGCCCAUUUCUCUACUCCUUUCUUUUCCCUUAACGGCUUAACCUGCGAGAGGGCAUGGCACAACAGAGCAAGGAACCGUGCAAGAAAGAAGCCUGUGACAUUCAAGCGUGUCUCACCAAGAACAACUUCCUCUCUCACAAGUGCCUUCAAGUCAUUGAGAAGCUGCAAUCUUGCUGCGAGAAGUGCAAUUACAACUCAACACAUUGUGCUUCUGUUUCUGCCCUUCUGAAGCAAAAGCCGAAAUAAGAUUCCCAAACUCCGAUGGUAGUUUUUUUUUUAAAGUCCGGGUAAUUAUCAAGAAGCUGACAGUACUUACACAAUGGAGAGAAAUAAAAGUUUCAGACGAAUUAAAUUUUCUGAAAAAAGCCUGAAAGAGUUGUGUCGAUGGACACACUGUGUGUUGCAGGCAAAUUAUAACGGACAUCCACACAUCAUGAUCUUGAUAUGAUAUAGAAGAUUUUAUGUGAUACUGCAGGUUACUUGAUAGAUUAUACUGACUAGUUACAGAUUGCUUGACAAUAUCCAGAAAAAGCUGUUCAUGUAUUUGUUUGCUUUGUACCAGUUAUCCCUGGUGAAGGCAAGUCGGAUUUUAUCUUUGCUCCUGAAACUUUUUGUUCAAUGAGAUCAAGUUUGUUUUUUCUUUGUGUUCA